AUGAAUUCACCACAAUUAACUUCCGAUUUACAUUCGGAAGUGGAACAAUAUGCUUAUACUCCUAGUUACUUGGAUCCUAACAGAAUAAGAUCGCGGCGAAAUACUUUUACUUAUGGUGAUUUCUCUCCUUGCCCUUCCCCUACUGUUGGCUCUAGUUCUGUUGAUGCUCAUAGCGAACUCGUUCCUUAUUCAAAAGAAUGGACUGUUAUUUUCGUACAUAAUGGUCAGUCUACUCCAUUCGUACAACCUUCAGAUUCAACACAAUCUUCUUCUUCCUCCUUUUUGGAUCCUAUUAUCGAAAAUAUUUCAUCCCUUUCUGAAAGCUCCUUUAAUCAAGGAUAUUAUGAAAGGUUUUUUAUUGAAGAAAGGAAAUUGGAAGAAUUCAUUGAUGUUCAACCAACCACUUUUUCCAUGCAAAAAGAUUCUAAUGAACAUCUUACACCAAAAGAACGUUUACUUCGUGCGAGACGAAUGUUUUAUACUGGCCAUCUAAGUGAACAGCCAACACUCAACUCUCCUUUACCUUCAAAACGACAUUUGAACCUUCGUGAAAUUUGUUCAUUAUUUAUGGACAUUUGUGAAGGUUUAGAUCAUUUACAUAAACAGGUUACUCCCAUAUUAGAUAAUGACAUAAGAUCUUCAAAUUCUUCACAUGCAAGUAGUUCACAUAUGGAAUCCGAAAAACUUUCACGAAUUCCAUCAAAUACUAGUACAGUUACAACAAAUCCUGGUAAAGUACAUUUAUUUAAACUCUCCAAUUUUUUUUUUCCUCGUUAUAUUUUAACGUAUCCAAUUUCAAUGUCAGAAACAUCAGAAUCUACCGAUGAAAAUGAAAUAAAUGAAUCAGAAUUAAGAAGACGAAGAAUAAAUAUUGAAACUACUGAUGGGAUAUCAACAACUCCAAAUUUUAUUAAUACCACCGUUGAAUCUGAUUUUGUUGUUGAACAGGUACCUUGUAAAGUUUGUUAA
Molecule: messenger RNA, 969 nt
Organism: Racocetra fulgida
Lineage: Eukaryota; Fungi; Glomeromycota; Glomeromycetes; Diversisporales; Gigasporaceae
Source: the annotation of a GenBank genome assembly